AUGGAGUGUGAGACGGAGGAGAAAGACGAGGUGGAUGAGCAGGCGGAGCACCACAUCGGCACGCCAGACACCCCAGCAGGCGCCCAGAAGCAGGCGCCGACCCUUCAGGAGAUCGUGAACAUGUUCCGGCAGGAGGUGACACCGCUCCAGCGCGCCAUCUCUGACCUCGAGAACAAGGUCACCAGAAUGGGCGACAUGAUGGACUCCCGGAUGAGCGCAGUGGAGGGGAAGAUUGACAAUUGCGAGACUCGCAUCGCGGACCUUGAGAAGCAGCACGUCAGCUUGACGAACACUCCCCGGUCUGAUUGCACUGCGAACGCAGAGAUUUGGGAGCAGUUGAAGGCCUUGGAGCUGCAGAUCGCCACGCUGAACGUUUCGGACUCCAGCAGUGCCGACAACAAGGCAGAGAGGGACAAGACCUUGGUCAUCGGCGGCCUGCAGUCGUUCGGGGGGGUGCAGGAGGUGAAGGAGUGGGCGUCGAACAGACUUUGGGACGCUCUCGGGCCCCAGCCCCAGGACACCUACACCAAAGGAGAUUUCUGGGGCAUUGUUUUCCUGAAGGAAUGGGGAUACGAGUCCAAAGCCGUGUGGGCCGACCCAGAAGACGGCAAAGUCUGGGUAGGCGAUGUCGUCGCUGUUCACGGGCACGUCGAUGAGAACAAACUGUCCGUGGACUACGGGCCUGGUUGGAAAGAGUGGCUCACGGACCCGGCCUUCCCCGAGUACACCGCCCACGUUGCCAAGCUGAGCAGUAAGUUGGAAAACGUUCCUACCAAGGGAAGCGGGAAAGCAGCGUUCAAGGGAAAGGCGAAGGGUGGCAAGGGACGAUUCAGAGCGCGCUGGAGUAGGGUUCAUGGUAGCGCCAUGGGUGCGGAGAUCGGUCGUGGGCUUCUGCCAGGCUACAUCCAGAAUGGCAUCCUUGAAGCUACGAGUACCGGGGGGGACUGCAAGGAGGACGCCAACAGACACUUGCUCGUGGAGACGUGCACGCAUCUGAAAAUGUGUUUGGCGAACACAUUCUUUGACGUUCCUCUCGAUCGCUUGGCGACGUCUUACAACGUCGGCACCCUGGCGGGCACGGAUGUUGGAUGGCAGACGCACUCGCAGAUCGAUUUUCUCGUGUGCGAAGAAAGCUGGCUCCACAAAGUCAGAGGCGUGUCUGCGCGCCGGGAG
Prorocentrum cordatum is the source of this 1173-nucleotide messenger RNA. The record is from the annotation of a GenBank genome assembly. Lineage: Eukaryota; Dinophyceae; Prorocentrales; Prorocentraceae.